This is a messenger RNA of Durusdinium trenchii, 345 nucleotides long. The record is from the annotation of a GenBank genome assembly. NCBI's taxonomy places the organism in Eukaryota, Dinophyceae, Suessiales, Symbiodiniaceae.
AUGCCUUCGGAAUGGUAUGGCUCGGUGGAGACCUUUGAGGAGAUGGUGCGGAAGCGCAUCAGGAGCAUGCUGUACCGCCAGCUGGGUGGGCUGUUGUUUCCAUACGGCUGGCAACUGGUUGGCGCGUCGCCGAUCUUGUGGGGUUUUGCAGACCUCGUGGCCGCUCGCACCCGCGUGGGUCACUGGAGGGAGGCUGCGUACUUGGGGGUCGGUGCGCUGACAUUUUGGCUCGUUCUAUUCCCCUUUGUGUUUCAAGUGACGCUGCUGCUUGCGAACUCUUCUGCCAGCGUGCGGGCUCGGUCUGGCUGGAUCAGCUCAAGACGAUCUCUGUGGCGUUCCUUUUGA